AUGGACCUACUAGAAUUGCCCUCGGAUAUCCUCAUCACCAUCUUUCUGAGAUUGCCGGCCGAGUCACUCUAUGCCAUUCGAUGCCUCUCUAAGGCCUUGUUAAAGAUAGUUGAUGACCUCUUUUUUGUUACACUGCACAAGCGUUUACUCAUCACCACCAACAAUGUUGCUCAAGUGCCUCAACUCAUGUCUUUUGCUCGGCGGUUUGCUCACGAGAAUUAUCGGGGCCUUUGCUUCUUGUUCAAUCCUAAGGGAGAAGUUCUAAGGCUCCCUAGGAAUGAAGUUACCAAGUAUGUUAAUUUUUCUCAUGUAGACCGUGAUUGGUAUGGUAUGGGAUUUGAUAAUAUGACCAACACCCACAAGAUUGUUCGUGUUUCCAGAGUUUCUAAUGGUAGCGGUAAAGAGAGCUGCCUAAUUAUAUCCCAAGUUCUUGUAUUAGGCACAAGCUCAUGGCGAGAGAUACCCUCAGUUCCUCCUGGUAAUUUAGAUUAUGAUUUAAGCUUUGUCAAGAAUGUAUGCGCGCUUGGAGACAUGCAUUGGUUGAUUACUGGUAAUUUCAUAAGAGAAGGAAGUGAAGGAACAUGCCAUAUAAUUUCUUUCGACUUCAAGAAAGAAGAGUUCUAUUGGACUCCUCAUCCCCUGUUACAAAGCUCGAACAAGCACUUGGACUUCUUCGACUUACACUUGCUUACUCUAAGAGGAUCUAUGGCCCUGGCGUAUACUUCAUCAUCAGUAGGUCGGACGACGGAUAUUGAGAUAUGGGUGUUAAAAGAUUAUGACAGAAAAGAAUGGACGCAAGAUUACACCCUAAAUUGCAAAAUGUUUCAUAAGUUACUUUGGAACUUUGGAUUGAGGGAUAUUACAUGUGGUGAAUGGAAGCAUGGCAUGUUUUUCAAAAGUCAUUCAUAUAUGUUCUUUUUGGACCUCAAUUGCUUUUCCAUAAAUCGCAUGGCAUUCGGGAAUGGGUUCUAUACUAAUAUCUUGAGUUACACUAGCAGCCUGAUUUCCUUAAAAGAUUAUUGCAAUUUGGUUCAAUUUGAAACACCGGAAACUGGAAGUUAUGCCAAUUUGAUUGAAGGAGAAGAACAAGGCUUUAGUUUAUCCGAAAGGCACACACUGCAAGGAUUCGUUUACAUGAAUAGGUAG
Rosa rugosa (rugosa rose) is the source of this 1146-nucleotide messenger RNA. Its product is annotated as F-box protein At4g22390-like. The record is from RefSeq and is a predicted model, not a curated record. Gene Ontology annotation, molecular function: protein binding. Lineage: Eukaryota; Viridiplantae; Streptophyta; Magnoliopsida; Rosales; Rosaceae. The transcript is spliced from 2 exons. The coding region runs from base 1 to 1146 and encodes 381 amino acids.